UCCCUUCCAACCCAAAUAAUUCCAUGAUUCUGGGAUUCUCAGCCCUGAGGAUUUGCUGUGUUAUUUAACAAAACCUGUUGCAGGUGACAGCACAUGUUGCCUCAUCUGUUGAUCUGGUUUAAAACUUCUGAAUGACAAAGACUCGAAUUGCCUGCAAACAGUUGCUGUUUUUCUUUUGGAAUGAUUUAUUUAGUUUAAUAAGGCUUUAAUGACCUGUUUGCUCUCUGGACAUUCAGACAUCACAGUUUGGUCUCUGUGUGUUUGUUCAGGUCACUAUGAAGGCCUUGUUUGGGCAGCAGAAUUCACCUGGAGAGGAAAUGACUUUUGUGUUCCAGGAAAGAGAAAACCUUCCUCCCCUUGGGGACCACGAGGUGAAGGUGCAAGUGAGGGCCUGUGCCCUGAGCUGGGUGGACACAAAGCUUCUGUCAGAAAUUAAGCUGAAGAAGGAACUCGUGCCUGUGGGACGAGAGAUUUCUGGAGUGGUGCUGGAAGUUGGGAGCAAGGUGACCUUUUUCCAGCCGGAGGAUGAAGUGGUGGGAAUUUUACCUCUGGAUUCUGAGGAGUCUGGUCUCUGUGAAGUUAUCCUGGUUCACGAGCAUUAUUUGGUGCAGAAGCCAGAGAAGGUUUGCUGGGCUGCAGCAGCCGGGACGGUGCGGGAUGGACUCCGGGCCUACACAGCCCUGCACUACCUGGCCCAGGCCUCUCCUGGGACAACUGUGCUCGUGCUGGAUGGAGCCAGUCCGUUCGGCACCAUCGCGGUUCAGCUGGCCCAGCACAGAGGGGCCAGAGUCAUCUGCACUGCCCACAGCCUGGAGGACAAGCAGUUCCUGGAGAGGCUCAGGCCUCCUGUGGUGAAAUUAUAUAGUGCUGAAGAUGAAUCAGCUUCAAAAUCCCAGCUGCUGCCUCACAAGCACGACAUCAUCACUCUGCUCGGGGUUGGGGGACACUGGAUAACAACAGAAAAAAACCUUCAGCUGGAUCCUCCAGACAGCCAUUCCUUGUUCCUUGAAGGAGCCACAGUGUCCUUCCUGAAUGAUGAGAUCUGGAACUUGUCCAAUGUGCAGCAAGGGAAGUAUCUCUCCAUCCUAGAAGAUAUCAUGGAGAAAUUAUCAAGUGGCGUUUUCAGGCCUCAGCUGGAUGAACCAAUCCCACUGUACGAGGCCAAAGUUUCUAUGGAAAUUGUUCAGAAGAAUCAAGCCAGAAAAAGACAAGUCAUCCAGUUCUGACAGGCAAUCUCCUCAUUUCUGAGCCUGUGGGAGACAAAGAAACAUAAAUUUGUGGAGUGAACCAGUGUACACUUUCAGACAGUUCUAUAACCAGAAUUUAAACAUCCUUUUACCUCAGCACAAAUGGUCUCUAAGCUCCUGCGACUUCAGGGUUUUUUUUAAUCCACAUGAGCAGAAUGUUCCCAUCAGCAGCUUCCAAAGAAGCAGCCUUGACUUACAGAUCUUGUCUGCCCUGCCCCAGUUACAAACAUCAGUCACAUCUACAGGCAAACCCAGCUGCUGUUGGGUUUCAACCAUAAGAAA
Messenger RNA from Manacus vitellinus (golden-collared manakin), 1529 nucleotides. RefSeq names its product crystallin zeta like 1 (gene CRYZL1). The transcript is spliced from 11 exons. Gene Ontology annotation, molecular function: oxidoreductase activity. NCBI's taxonomy places the organism in Eukaryota, Metazoa, Chordata, Aves, Passeriformes, Pipridae. The coding region runs from base 276 to 1226 and encodes 316 amino acids. The record is from RefSeq and is a predicted model, not a curated record.